Molecule: messenger RNA, 285 nt
Organism: Plasmodium gonderi
Lineage: Eukaryota; Apicomplexa; Aconoidasida; Haemosporida; Plasmodiidae
Exons: 1
Coding region: 1-285 (94 amino acids)
Source: RefSeq, a predicted model, not a curated record
AUGGGGAAGGCAAGUAUAAAGGACUAUGGAAACGUAUGCAAAUGGUUUAAAAAAUUAAGCAAUAAAAAAUCUAUGCCAUUAUUACCAGAGAACAAGGAAGAGAGAUUGAAAAAAUUUACCAACUUUUCCUUAUAUCAUAUAAUGGAAAAGUAUGAAUUCGUACCCAACCUUCUUCUGCAAACGGAGUAUAUGUACCCUCUUUUGUAUAAAAAUCCAGAGGUUUUAAGACAGUCCUACUUUAACCACUACAAGUUUAGUAAUAUUUCUAAUAAGCCCAAGUCAUAA